Molecule: messenger RNA, 647 nt
Organism: Racocetra persica
Lineage: Eukaryota; Fungi; Glomeromycota; Glomeromycetes; Diversisporales; Gigasporaceae
Source: the annotation of a GenBank genome assembly
UUGAUAAUUUAGUGAUGCAACAGCCCGCUUUAACCUUGUAUCAUGUGCAAGUUAUGGAGCGAUUGCAUGUCGAUAUUGCGUUUGGAGUUGAUAUCAUUGAAAAUAAUAGCUUUAACAACUUGGUGCCUUUCUUGAAAGCAGAACUUAAGAAAUCAUUUAUGCCCAAGGUACCUCGGGCUGCAAGCAUUGCGGCAGCAGCCGCAAUUGCUAAACAUGAUGGCGGGUCAAAUCCUGAUAAUUCAUCUCACGAACGAUCGAAUCGUAAGGAUGCAUCGAUUAAAGAAGAAAUUUGUGAAGUAAACAAACUUAUCAUUUUUCAACAGCGACAGAGUGGCGCAGGGUAUUGUCUUCGACAUCAUAUUUGUAAAUAUAUCAUGCGUGCUAAGGGAAAUCUAUCAGAAAGCACACUCAGUAAACAUAUAGCCUCAGAUAUGGAGGAAUUGCAGAUUACGAAAUUUCCGGUCGAGCCUGAGGAACGCGAAUUCAUUAAAUAUUGUCAAGAACAAUGUCUUGGUAUCAAAACUCUAAGCUCCGGUCACGUUAAAUUAACUGCAAAUAGCGCGCUAGAAAUUCUUAGAAGACAUGGGAUUUAUAGGGUUUCUUGUGAGGUAUUCAUGGAAACAGAUGGUAGUAUGAUUGAGGGCUAG